AUGGCUUUGGCAGAAUCCUUCCUCCAGGGUUUCUCGACCCUGCAUAACUCAAUAGGGUAUAAAAAAGGAUACAAUUUUAUUCUUUGGUUCAUAUUUGCCGGUGCCCUUCUCGGCUUCACGCUUGCCCGUUUCUCGUUCCUGAAUUUUGAUAUCUUCGAGCAUGACUCUGUUCCCGGUCAAUGGUAUUUCACGCGCAUGGGCCGUGAUCGAGUUGGCCUCCUCCUUCAUUUAGCCGCUGUGCUACCAUGUGGCAUUCUUGUCAUCUUCCAGUUUAUUCCAAUAAUUCGACACAAGUGGAUACUAAUCCACCGUAUCAAUGGCUACAUCAUCUUCAUCCUGCUCUUAAUUUCGCAUGCUGGCGCCCUUAUGAUUAUGGAACACUCCUUUGGCGGUGGUGUCGACAUUCAGUCCGCGGUCAUUACUGUUGUCAUAGCCUGUACGGUUUCUUUUUGCCUGGCACUCUACAAUAUUCGUUGCAAGCAACUCGAACAGCAUCGUGCUUGGAUGCUUCGCACUAUGUUUUACAUGGGCUGUAUCAUCACCAUUCGAAUCUGCCUCAUUAUCUCAGCUUCUAUUCUCGGUGCCCUCCCACACCUGCGCCAUGACGUAUGGUCGUGCGACCAAGUACAGUUCACCUUCAUGAAUGGUGCUUCCGAUGCCGUUGCUGCCUCCGCCAAGUUAGCAAAACUCUUCCCACAGUGCACCGCACCAGAUUCCGCAAGCAUUAUGGUUCCAGUCCCUGCUUCCCUUAACUUGAGUAACCCGGCCUCGGCCGGGGCUGCCUUCAACCUCAGCUUUGGCACAGCAAUUUGGAUAUCAUUUAUGCUCCACGCCCUAGGUGUUGAAAUAUACCUCCGCCUCACCCCCAAAGAAGCAGAGCGCCUUCGCCAAAUCAGCUAUGAGCGUCAACUGGCGGCUGGUUUCAAAAACCCAGGCAGUGCAGGGCUUGUUGUAGAAAAGCUAGGAGAUGCCGAUCCAUGGAAAGGCCCUGUCUAA
Molecule: messenger RNA, 996 nt
Organism: Microsporum canis CBS 113480
Lineage: Eukaryota; Fungi; Ascomycota; Eurotiomycetes; Onygenales; Arthrodermataceae
Exons: 1
Coding region: 1-996 (331 amino acids)
Source: RefSeq, a predicted model, not a curated record